AUGACACAGAACCAGACAUGGAUCACAGAGUUUAUUCUUCUGGGAUUCCCGCUCAGUCCCAGCACACAGAUGCUCCUGUUGGGGCUCUUCUCCCUCUUCUACACCUUCACCCUGCUGGGGAAUGGGGCCAUCCUGGGCCUCAUCUGCCUGGACCCCAGGCUGCACACCCCCAUGUACUUCUUCCUCUCCCACCUGGCCGUCGUUGACAUUUCCUAUGCUUCCAACAAUGUGCCCAAGAUGCUGGCAAACCUCGUGAACAGGAAAAAGACAAUCUCUUUUGUUCCCUGCAUAGUGCAGACCUUUUUAUACAUGGCUUUUGCUCACACUGAGUGUCUCCUCUUGGUGGCCAUGUCCUAUGAUCGGUAUGUGGCCAUCUGUCACCCCCUACAUUAUGCUGUCAUCAUGAGCUGGAGAGUGUGCACCAUCCUGGCUGCUGCUUGCUGGGUGUGUGGCUCCCUCCUGGCCUUGCUCCACGUGGUCCUCCUCCUGAGGUUGCCCUUCUGUGGGCCUCACAAGAUCAACCACUUCUUCUGUGAGAUCCUGUCUGUCCUCAAGCUGGCCUGUGCUGACACCAGGCUCAACCAAGUCGUCAUCUUUGCUGCUUCUGUGUUCAUCUUGGUGGGGCCCCUGUGCUGGGUGCUGGCGUCCUACACGCGCAUCCUGCUGGCCAUCCUGAGGAUCCAGUCAGGGGAGGGCCGCAGGAAGGCCUUCUCCACCUGCUCCUCCCACCUCUGCGUGGUGGGGCUCUUCUUUGGCAGUGCCAUCGUCAUAUACAUGGCCCCCCAGUCCCGCCACCCUGAGGAGCAGCAGAAGGUCCUCUCCCUGUUCUACAGCCUUUUCAACCCCAUGCUGAACCCCCUGAUCUACAGCCUGAGGAACACUGAGGUCAAGGGGGCCCUGCGGAAGGUGUUGUGGAAGCAGAGAUCAAGGUGA
This is a messenger RNA of Sciurus carolinensis (gray squirrel), 933 nucleotides long. Its product is annotated as olfactory receptor 2A5. Lineage: Eukaryota; Metazoa; Chordata; Mammalia; Rodentia; Sciuridae. Gene Ontology annotation, biological process: G protein-coupled receptor signaling pathway. Gene Ontology annotation, molecular function: G protein-coupled receptor activity; olfactory receptor activity. Gene Ontology annotation, cellular component: membrane. The transcript has a single exon. The record is from RefSeq and is a predicted model, not a curated record. Bases 1 to 933 code for a protein of 310 amino acids.